AUGUCUGUCUAUGAACUGAUGGCGUUCAUCUCCAUCCUUCUCUGGAGGGGGGUGAUCAGAAUCCCGUCGCUGGCUGAUGCAUGGUCGGCAACAUUGGGGAUCUCACACGUCAAGAGCACGAUGGCCCGAAACCGCUUCCAGGACAUCAUGAGACACCUACGCUUUGAUGACAAGGACACACGCACUCAAUGUGUAGCAACGGACAAGUUCGCAGCAGUCUCAAAUGUUUGGCAGAUGUUUGUUACUAACUGCAUCAAGUCUUACAACCCGGGCCAGCACAUCACUGUCGAUGAGCAACUUUUUCCAACUAAGUCUCGCUGUCCUUUCCAGCAGUACAUUGCCUCAAAACCCGACAAGUUUGGAAUCAAGUUCUGGGUUGCAUGUGACUUGAAGUCAAAAUACAUGUGCAACGCUAUCCCUUAUCUUGGCAAGGACCUCAGUCGUCCCUCUGGGGAGAGACUAUCCGAGAAUGUGGUCAUGAAGCUGAUGGAGCCUUUCAUGGACAAGGGAAGAACUGUUACCACUGACAAUUACUUCACUUCAUUGUCACUUGCUGGACGACUGCUCAGCCGGAAAACUACCCUUGUUGGCACCAUAAACAAGAUUCGUCGCGAGCUUCCACAAUCAGCCAAACAAUCUUCGGACCGCAACGAAUUCACCACACAGGUGUUUUCAACAACUGGCACUACACUCACAGUUUAUGCGCCCAAGCACAACAUAGUUGAGAUUGGGGAUAAAUGAAAGAGGAAGCCAAACACAGUCACUGAC
Messenger RNA from Paramormyrops kingsleyae, 768 nucleotides. The record is from RefSeq and is a predicted model, not a curated record. NCBI's taxonomy places the organism in Eukaryota, Metazoa, Chordata, Actinopteri, Osteoglossiformes, Mormyridae.